Messenger RNA from Octopus bimaculoides (California two-spot octopus), 1475 nucleotides. Its product is annotated as DNA damage-regulated autophagy modulator protein 2. NCBI's taxonomy places the organism in Eukaryota, Metazoa, Mollusca, Cephalopoda, Octopoda, Octopodidae. The record is from RefSeq and is a predicted model, not a curated record.
AUAACAAAUAUUGAGUGAUUACGAAAGAAUUUUUUUUUCGAUUGUACUGCGGCUAGUUUGUUUAUCCUGAGAAGAUUUGGUGGGUAGAGACGUAAUCCCAACUCGAUGAACUUCUUAACAACAAGAACAUGUUAAUAUGUUUUAUUCUUUGGUUAAAACAACAACAAAAAAAGACAGGAAGUAAAUCUAUCAGUCUUCAAAAAUAGUAAGAAUAUAUUAGAUAAUCUAUUGUUUGAGACAUCAUGUCUGAGAAAGAUACAUCUCAGAUGUUUGGUUUUGUUUUUUAGUUAGGAAUAAUUUUUUUUGAAAGAUUUUGCGAUCAAGAAACAAGUGUCCGUAUAUAUUUCUGCAAUGGAACUAAAUCGAUGGGACCUACUACUAAGAUAUUUGAUUAUGCAAUGUCUUUCAUCGGAGACAACAGAAAACGAGUUUUCUCAAUGUGCUUUCUCUUAGGUUUGGAAAUGUUACCAAUUUCUUUGGUCGUAGUAACCUUCCUGACAUUUAUUACUACCUAUGUAAUUUCUGUUUCAAAUGGCCAUGUAACACCAUAUUUACCAUACAUCAGUGACACUGGUGCUAAAAGUCCUGAAAGUUGUAUAUUUGGUCAAUUAUUAACUGUAUCAACAAUAAUAGAACGUCCACUUUUCUAUGCUUGCUUGGGCCAGAUGAGUUUAUUGCAACAGAUUUUUUCCAACCAAAAUCCUUUCCUGUAUCUGUUUCCAAGCAAGGAAUCCAAUGUUCUUGUUGUGCACAUUAUUGGAGCUUUUAUGGUAUUUGGAAUUGGUUCAGUUUAUGAAAUUUUCCAGACAAUAAUGUCUUAUAUGAUGUACCCCAUGUACAAUGGAAAGAAAAUUAUUAUAAUUAGAUCGGUGUUAUCUAUUUUCUCUGUAUUUUUUUUCAUUAUGACAUUCCUUGCAGCUGGCUUAGCUGGCAAAGAAUAUAAAGGUAACCCAUUAGCUUGGCGCCCAGAGGAUAAAGGAUUCUCUUUCCAUAUUGUGAGUACCAGCAGUGAGUGGCUACUUUGUGUUUCAUUCCUUGCAUAUUUCCUGACAUUUAUUAAUGACUUUCAAAAAAUCAAGAUCAACGUUGUUGGCGUUAUGUCUGUUACACACCUUGAUCAGUCACCAAGCAUCAUUGCAAAUGAUGACUCACUUUCAAGUUCAAAUCAAAACUGUUUUUAAUAUCUAUUACAUAAUUUCCCAUACAAAAUAUUUGAUCGAAAUAUUACAUCACGUAUUCGAAAAGAACAUUACAGAAGUGACUUAUUGUUAAUGGAAAAAAAUCAACUUCUUUUAAAUAUUAUUUUUUUAAGGAUUAUGAAUUUUAUGGAUGUAGCUUUAUUUUUUAUAAUUUAAAAUUUAAAACAAGUAUUUAAUAUGCUCAAAGAUUUAUGAAUGAAAAUAAUAUGUAAUAUAAUGUCAUAUGUAUGUAUACAUAACAUAAUUAAAAUAUUUUUAUAUAAAUCUUAAAUUUUA